ACCUGCUGCCGGGACUUGAAACUCCAGCUUUAUCUCACCACCGCGCAGGAUGAGACGUGGAGACGAGGAACACCACUCGGACAUCACGUUACCGUUUGUGCCGUGAUAUUUGAUUUUGAUUUGACCAUGGAGGAGAAGUUCAACAGACUCAUCUUCGUCCCCAUCGCGGCGGUGCUGUUCUUAAUGAUCGGCUACCAGUACGUGUGCCCGGCGGACAGCAACACCUGCUACUUCUCAGGUGAAGAGAAAGCAGGGCUCUCCCAGCGGUACUCAGCGGGGUUUGAGUUACUUUACACGGAGCCUGAGGUGGAUGAGGACCUUCCCUCCAAAAUCACAUCCAAAUUUAACUUCACGGAGCGGGACCUGGACAGACACGCAGAGUUCAACAUCCGAGGAGAUGAUGUGAUGGUGUUCCUCCACAUCCAGAAGACAGGCGGGACAACGUUUGGGCGCCACCUGGUUAAAAACAUCCAGCUGGAGCAGCCCUGCGAUUGCAUGCCCGGCCAGAGGAAAUGCACCUGUCACCGGCCCGGUAAAGCUGAGUCGUGGCUCUUCUCUCGGUUCUCCACCGGCUGGAGUUGCGGCUUGCACGCGGACUGGACCGAGCUCUCGAGCUGUGUACCUGGGGUGAUGAACAAGAGAGACAAGAAGAGUGCGCCAAAGAGCAAAAGGAAUUUCUACUACAUCACCAUGCUACGCGACCCCGUGUCACGCUACCUCAGUGAGUGGAAGCACGUGCAGCGUGGCGCCACUUGGAAAACCGCCCUCCACAUGUGCGACGGUCGCCCGCCCACUCAGGACGAGCUGCCCGCCUGCUACAGCGGUGAAGACUGGACGGGCGUGUCCCUGGCAAACUUCAUGAACUGCCCCUCUAACCUCGCCAACAACCGGCAGGUGCGCAUGCUGGCAGACCUCAGCCUCGUGGGUUGCUACAACAUGUCCUCCAUGAGCGAGCUGGAGCGAGGCCACGUGCUGCUCGCCAGCGCCAAGGCCAACCUACGCAACAUGGCUUUCUACGGCCUGACGGAGUUCCAACGCAAGACGCAGUACCUGUUCGAGCGGACAUUCGGCCUGCGCUUCAUCCGGGCCUUCACGCAGAUCAACAGCACGCGCGCCGCCAGCGUUGGCAUCAGCGAGAAGGUGCGGUGGCGCAUCGAGGGGUUGAACGCCCUCGACGUGGAGCUGUACGAGUACGCCAAGGAGCUGUUCCUGCGGCGCUACCAGUACAACCGACAAAGGCAACACCAGGAGGAGCGGCUGAGGAGGCGGCAAGAGAGGCAGCAGAGGCAGAGGAUGCACAGGACCUAUCUGGCUGAGCUGUGGAGACUAGGAGGAGGAGGAGGAGGAGAGGACGAGGAAGAGGAUGAGGAGGAAGAGGUGAAAGUGUUAGAGGUUGUAGCCACCACAGAGGACUACAGCAGCCAGGUGGUGCGGUGGUGAGGAGAAACACAGGAACUAAGAACUCCAAUGCACUGACUGACUGCUGUUUGAUUCAUUGUGCUUUACCCUCCUCCAUCCGUCUCCCUCUGUCUCGCCUCCGCUGUGAAUCUGCCAAAACCUCCUGCCCCCAUCGCCUCAUCGCGCUUCGUUGGACUGCCGAAUGAUGUCUUAAUAUUUAUGAUGGAUGUAAUUGUCAUGGCAACCUAAACAUUUUGUAUUUAUGUUGUUUUUUCUUUUCUUCUUAAGGCUAAUUUUGGCACUGCAGUUGUGAAACGCAUUAAUUUAUUCAUUAGUAAAUUCUUUGAAUGUUCUCAAAGCAGUGGAAAUGUUUCUUAAAUUUCGCAAAAAAAAAAAAGAGUAGACCUAAAAAAAAAAAAAUCUUCACGAUGAAGGCCAAUUUUAGGAUAUUUCCAAAAUCCUCUGUGUCAUUUUUUGUGAUCUAGCGCUGUAUUGAUCAGUGAAAUAUUGUAGUUACUCUGUGAUGUUUGGCUUCAUAAGAAUAUCAAAGCACAACCUCAGCAAUAGUCUGCAGUGUGUUUUCUUUCUGACUGAUUAAGCUGCAGUAUACAGAAACAAUCAAGGCUAUUUCUUGAAAA
Scomber scombrus (Atlantic mackerel) is the source of this 2036-nucleotide messenger RNA. RefSeq names its product heparan-sulfate 6-O-sulfotransferase 3-B-like. The transcript is spliced from 2 exons. The record is from RefSeq and is a predicted model, not a curated record. NCBI's taxonomy places the organism in Eukaryota, Metazoa, Chordata, Actinopteri, Scombriformes, Scombridae. Bases 127 to 1440 code for a protein of 437 amino acids. Gene Ontology annotation, molecular function: heparan sulfate 6-sulfotransferase activity. Gene Ontology annotation, cellular component: membrane.